AUGAGCCACCUCCCCCAAUACCCAGUCCAACAAGAGCCCACAAUCCCCCUCGUAGGCUUCCAACCCCCCUCACAAAAAGGCUACGCCCAAGUAAACCAAUACACCACCGCACCCCUCCCCCAACCCGCCUACGAGAAAAGAAUGGAAAACCGCAACAAAUAUAAAGAGCUUGCGAAAAAGCUCCACGCGCGACACAAAGCCAUGGCCUUAACAUCACGCGGCAUCUCUGCCAUACUCAACAUGCUCAUGUUCGCCUUCAUGGCACUCGUAAUAGUAGUAUUCUACAGCACCCGCGACGACCAGGCGCUCGGCCGAGGAAUCUGGCCGAAAAGCGGGAAAGAAUGGCCGACUAUUCUCUUGCUCGCAGCUUCGUUUCUGACGUUCGUCGGAUCCGUGAUCACGCUUGUGAUAUUCUGCUGUUGUUUCAAGCGGGCGGCGGAGAGUUGGAAAUUAGCUGCGUUUGGAUACGCGAUACAUAUCCUUGCGUGGGUGGCCGUAACGACUAUUUAUCGGACCGAGAAACGGUUGGAUGAUCUUUGGGGGUGGAGUUGUAGUGAUAUUGCGACGAAGUUGCAGGAUGAGGGACAUGCAAGUGUGGAUUUUAAUAAGUUGUGUACGGUCCAGACAAUAGCGUGGUACUUGUCACUCGUCGAGACAAUUGUCAAGAUUUUGUUUGCCAUCGGCACUUUCUUCUUAUUCCGAAAGAACAAGUACAUCAACGCCAAGCUGAGGUUGACUGAAGGGCUGGGAGAUGGUAGCAUUGGGUUAUUGAGCGCCUUCACAUAA
Glarea lozoyensis ATCC 20868 is the source of this 786-nucleotide messenger RNA. RefSeq lists its product as uncharacterized. Lineage: Eukaryota; Fungi; Ascomycota; Leotiomycetes; Helotiales; Helotiaceae. The record is from RefSeq and is a predicted model, not a curated record. Bases 1 to 786 code for a protein of 261 amino acids. The transcript has 2 exons.